UAAAGCAGUUGGCCCCACCCCUCCCGCACGCUGGCUGCCCCCCAGCCAAUCAGUAUUCGCCCAGCCUUAAGAAGGCCUUUCCCCUGUUUCCGGAAAUACAUCGCGGCGCAAGGUGACGGAGAAGCACUUCCGGGUUAGCGACAGUCUGUGGGGCAGUUCCGGGAUAUCAGUGAGGGAACCUGGAGUCAGAGCAGGAAGUGGCGGAGCAGGAAGUGGCCGUGCAAGAUGCAGGGGAAAGAGAGAAGCGCCACGGCACUUGAUGGAUGUGUUACCACCCGCCAGAGACUCUCCUCAACCACAAAUCAAGAGCCUGAUGUGGCCCUGAUGAGUGCGAGUGACACACAGCAAUACUUGUGCAUAGAGUGCAAUGAGACCUUCAGUAGUAAAGUGCAGCUCAGCUCCCACCGACAGAGCCACGUGGCCAAGAAGCCUUUCAUGUGCUCCUACUGUGGGAGGGGCUUCCACCACCAGAUCUUCCUGCAGGUGCACGAGAGGAGUCACGGGGGAGGGGCAACUUCUGACUAUUUAACUGCAGCCAAACCGAGUGCCACACGGGUCAUAUCCACAAGGAGCUGUCGGACUGUUGCCCCUUUAACCUCUGACUGUGUAAAUGUCCAGCCCAUCCCAAGCAAACCUGAGCUCUUACUCAACUCCCUGGUGCAGUUCAGAAAGGGGCAUGGAAGCCAGCAGAGCCCCGCCCCCAUAGAAUGUGUCACCCGACUCAGCAGGAGCCAGGCCCAGCCCUGUGCCCAGAGGAAGGAUUCAGCAGAGAAAAGAAGUUCCCUUGAGUUUCGGGUUUCCAGAUUCUCCGACACCACGGUCCACUUGAUGGAUGCGUUUGGGAACUCCAUAGAACUGCUAACGGAAGUGUUCAGCACCCACACAAUGAAUGGGCCCCAACAAGCCCCUGCCACAGGGACACAUGUGCUCUCAUCUGUGGACUCCACUCCCUGUGAGCAAAGAACUGACAGAACCCAGCAAGAAAAGAACGAUGGAGAAACACUCACCUCAACCAAUCUCCAGUCACAUAUGCCCCCUCAGCUUGUGCCCCACACUGACACCCCAACUGUUUGUCCUGUAGAAACAGAUGUUGGUAAAAUGGAAUCCAACCUCUCCCCAGGGGUGGUUGUGUGCAGUGCUGCCCCCAGUAUAACCACCGCAGAGACCCCCAUGCACAUGGAGUCAGGGAGGCUGACCAGUGGUGACCCAGCACUACCAAUAGAGACACUUGAUGAUCCAAUAGAGACACUAGAUGAUCCAAUAGAUGAUCCAAUAGAGACACUAGAUGAUCCAAUAGAUGAUCCAAUAGAGACACUAGAUGAUUCACUCUCUAAAGGGACAGAACCAAUAAGUGUACCCCAUGUUUUACCUUAUCAGGUCAGUACAGAACUGGACAGUUCUCUGGAUGGCAUAACUGUAUCCUCACCACCUACCUAUUCCCAGUCUGUACUCCCUUCCAAGGGGCAUGAUGGUCCUGGUACCAACAGCACGAAGCAAACCGAUUCUGUCCCGGGAAUGGAUUCUCUGGAAGAGACUUGUAACUUUCUUGUACCCUCUGAGCAGAAACAGAAAGGCAGCUUAUUAGCUGAAGGUACCAGUGUGUUGCAAGCAGAGGAUGUGAGAGUGCCAGGCACUGCCCAGGCUGGGGGGUUACCAGAAUACCAAGAGAGGGAGGCUCCCACUGACCAUUCAGAACAGGUUGGUGAGAUAGACGCAUGUACUGUUUGCAUCUCCGCUCUCAGGACUGACAUAGCGAUAACAUCAGAACUAGACUCCCAGUCAGACAUGGGCAAUGGGGACCACAAAAAUAUGCUGGGGCAGAACACACAGUCUGGGGUAAAAGGUGUGAGCCUUGUACCAGUUAAUAUCGAAAAACUCCCUUCCCAUGAGACAUUCAUAGACCUGAAACAGUCUCUUGUGCAAGAUGCACACCACUCUGCAGCUACUGUCCAAGGCACUGAUUCCAGCCUUGGCACUGAGACCACUUCAGCAAAGGUUGGUGUCGGUCAUCGGCAACGACAAGACUUGCCAUGUGAGAGAAGUGCACAACUAGUGGAUGAUGGGAGUUUGCUGAAGCCUCACCUAGAGACUGGUGCUGGAGAUGCCUCACAGUUAGAAACUGCCGAGAACGCUCAGGCUCCUCCCACAAAGAAAGAUGAUUAUAUGCUGAUCCAUCAAAAUGCUGCUGCCUCUCUGUUUUGCCAGGAACCAGAAAGUCAGGGCAAGGAUGACCAAGUUUCAACCACUUACAGACAUGGCCAAGACCUAAGAUCUCCAGAGCCUGACAGGACUACAACUCAUGCAGAAAGCUUGAACCCAUCCAUUGUAGAUCAUGACUACAGUGACCAAAGAAGAACUCUAGAAGACAGCCCAGUGGAGAUGGCAAGACAUUAUGGUCCUGGUCAGUAUGAUGAAAGUCAAAUUAUUAGUGGUAUUCAUGAUGUGCUGCCUAUAGGAGAAGAGAAGAACAAUACUCCGAUUGGUGGGCAUAGUGAGCAGGAACAGCAUUCCCUGGAUAAAAGGCCUGAUUUACAAGAAGGCAUUUUACGAAAUGUUGAGAAAUAUACAGAGAGUGGGACUGCUGAAACUGCACUCAUUGUAACAAGGGAGGGGGAAACUGGGGCUACAGGGGUCUCUCAAUCCCAUGGCAUUGACAUUAUGGACUUGGCAUUAACAGGGGUACAGCCUGAGAGAACUGAAGGGAAUGAAGAUAUCUCCAGGUGGGUCUCUCCUAUGGAUGCCUCAUCCCAAGAGAAGGUAAUCAUGCAUGAAAUAGAGAAGGGGACAAUCCCCCAAACUGACUCUUUAGCAGCAUUUAUCCCAACUGAAGCAGCAUUGAACUGUGUAGGUGAGAGGAGUCUUGAUAAAAGUGCCCCACCAAAGAGGAAAGAGGGAAAUAAUGCCGAUGUUGCACUUAGUGCCUCUGUUUCUGAUGAAGUGGAGCAGGAAGGGUCAGUCCCUUGUUUGACAUGUGGGGAACACAUGAAUGGAAACAAGUCUCCUUCACACGUCUGUUCCAACUUCUCCAAGAGCUCUAUGACUGUGAUGGAGAACAAAAGCAUUGAGAUGAUUCCUGCUGAUGUGAAACAAGAUCUGGAUUCUGCCACAGAACCUCACAGUGUGGAGCCUGAGGAACCCAAUGCAAAAGUCAACAAGAUGUACAACUGCCCAAAGUGUGACAAAACCUUCAGGCUUCCUGUACUUCUGGCCGGCCACAUGAAAUGUCAUACAUCACACCUGUGCAUUACGUGUGGCUCCCCCAUGCCACACAAGUAUAAAAUGAAACGGCUAGCCAGAAAGUGUCAGCAGUGCAUUCAGAACACCAUUGUGAAAAGGCAAGAGAAACGUCUACUUUUCACGCGCUACUCGGAAGAAGAGGACAUGAUAACUUCUGGCACAAAGUUCUCAACAGACCUUAAUGAGGACUCGGACCUCACCCUUCCAUGUGCCCCCAAUACAGAAGACGUGUUGGGUGCCGAUUCAGAGAUAGAAUUAACACAGCUGAAACGUCCGCACGUGAGGCAAAGAGCUAAAUCAGCUGAUGGCUCCCUUGGCAUGGACCCCAAUGCAGAACAUUCAGAGGUUCGGAAGAAGAGAGGUAGGCAACCAACAAAGGGCAAUGUUCUUCCUGCCACUGUCCCCAAAGUGUACAAGUGCUUGCAGUGCGGUGUGUCAUUCCUCCAGUGUAUGUUCAUAGUGAAGCACAUGAAGGAACAUUUUAUGGCACAGACUCAGCCCUGCAAGUGCUAUUUAAUUGUCCGACAGGGAGGAAAGCAGACCCUGAAGCAAUGCAAGAUGUGCCGGCAACAUACUAAGAGCACAGCAUUGGAUGCAUCACAGCUCACAGAUUCUGCCUCCGACCAGAACCUUCAGACUCCCAUUUCAAGUCCCAAAAAGAUCAUUAAGCGAGGAAGAAAGGGGGAUGUGUCCUUCCAGAGAGCAGGCAACAAAAAAAUCCCCCAGAAGAGAGGAAAAUAUGCUCGCAAGUCCAUGGCUCCUGUGAGAGAGUGCCAUGAUGAGCCUCGUCUUGAGGAGGAAAGCCAGAUUCCACCAUUGGAAGGAGAUGCAGAGUUAAUGUCCACUUGCUGGGAAAAAUCUUUUGGUGAGGAAAGCGUUCCAGGCAGAGGUACAGACAAGCGAUCCGAAGACUUGCUUCUUCAGCCACACGUGUGUGAUGUGUGCGGCAAGGCCUUCCGGCUGCAUCGAUACCUUCAGCUCCACAUCGUCACGCAUACAGGGACUCCAUGUGAGUCUUGUGGCUGCCUGUUCCGCUUUAAGCGAAGAGCUGGACGACACUCCAAGAAAUGUCGUUUGUGCCGGAUGAAGGGUAAAGAGCAGGGAGUUCUGUGUGACGCCAUACUCGAACUGAGUCCGCCUGAGUUACCUAAAGCUCACAAAGCUAAAGUCUUGAGCUCUUUGCCCCACGGCAAGCAGUCCAAAAUGCUGGCAAAAUUCAAAGCACCCAAACAGGCUAAACUCAAUAAAGCAUUUAAAGAAAAGAAAUUGCAGCUCUUAAAAGGGCCACCGGGUCAAUCCAAGAAGAGGAAACUGAGCUCCGUGCAACUGGAGAAAAGCAGAAAGAAGCUAAAGAGUAUUGAAGUCCUUUCUCCACCCACACCCAAAAAGAGGGGACGGCCCCCCAGAAAACAGUCGGCAGACAGCAUGCUCUCAACGGUAAAUUCGCUUGCUAUUAAAUCGGAAGGCAAGUCUGUUGUGGUUAGUGAUGAUGGGCUACACCCCAUAGAAACCACUAAAAGUUCUCUUAGUGGAGAUGAUAAAUCUGAUGAAGUGCCGACCUACAAAAACCUACCCACCAUGUCCAUAAAGGAAGAGCCAAAUGCAUCUGAAAUAUCAAGUUUCCAGUGCUCCGAGUGUGGGCAGAACUUUCCUUAUAAGCAUUUACUGGAUAAUCACAUUCAGACUCAUACGGGGGACCGCCCUUAUGCAUGCUCCGACUGUGACAAGAGCUUUGCAAAGAUAAACCACCUGACUAUCCACAGGCGUGUGCACACAGGGGUACGUCCUCAUGUCUGUUCAGUGUGUCAAAGCAGUUUCCGGCAGAAAUCUAGUCUUCUGGCUCAUCGCUAUACACACACCAACCAACCACCCCUCCUGGUCACCUCGUAUGAAUGUUCUGUCUGCCUUAAAGAAUUCAAGCAAAGCAGCGACCUGGAGGCCCAUGAAUGCAUUCUACCCGUAGAGCUUCCUGUCCAGUGCAAGGAAUGUGAGCGAGUUUUUACCAACAAGGGCAGGCUUGCAGUGCAUAGCAGGGUGCACACCGUGCAGACAUCAUACCCUUGCCCCAUAUGUAACAGAAGCUUUAUUUACAAGGCAAACUUAGAUCGGCAUCAGCAGAAGCAUAAAGGAGAAAAGCCAUUCUCUUGUGCAAAGUGUGGAGUCAGCUUCGCUCGGCGUAAGACCUUGGAACGUCACAAGCUUGCCCAUGGUAAGAAAGGUCUCUUUUCCUGUAUCCACUGCAAAAAGUACUUCCUUCUCCAGACCUGGCUUUUCCGGCACCUGAAAAUCUGCCAAGGUGUGAAUAAAGGAAAGGUUCUGAAGGUCCAGAAAAGGAAGAGGAUUAAGGAAGAUGUAGAAGUCUCCAGCACGGUCUCCUCCGAAGAAGUUGAGAAAAAGAUGAUCAAGGUUGAGAACAAAGAGCAAAAAAUAAAAAAACUAAUGAAAAGCAAAGUACUAGGUGAAGCCAAGCUCAAGUCAAAAGCAGCAGAAGGCAGCAAGGAAGAGAAGCUCAAAGCCAAGGCAGCAAAAGCAGAGAAAGGAGCGCUGAAGAAAAAGCUGACUGAAGGUGGUCAAGGAGAAGCAAGUAGUGAAGCAAGUAGUGUGGAAGAAGAGAAAAAGAGGCCAAAUGAAGACAAUGGAAAGAAAGACAAAAAACAGGAGCAGAUAAAGGGGCAAAGGGAGUUUCCAGAAGGAGCAAACGGUGAUGCACAACCAAAAGUUAAAGGUGCUGCCCCUGCAGAAAAAGGGCUGCUAAAUGAAGAAAAGCAGAAGGCCAAAAGUGCUAAAAAGGAUAUGCUAGGGGAGGAGAAGCAGAAGGCCAAAAGUGCUACUACUGCUAAAAGGGAGUCCGAUGGGGAGGAGAAGCAGAAUGUUAGAGUGGCUGCUCCCACAAAUAAGGAGCUGCUUGGUGAAGAGAAGCCAAUCGGCAAAGGUGCCACCACCACAAAGAAGGAAUCGGAAGAAGAAAAGCAGAAGGCCAGAAACUUCAUUCCAGCAAAGAAGGAACUAAUUGUAGAUGAAAAGCAGAAGACCAAAUGCACGCCCCCUGCAAAAAAGCCACGCCUUGAGAGCAGCCCCAAGGUGGCAACCCCUGAGAGGAUGAGGAAGGAGGGAGGGAAGGGCAAGGAACCCCAAGGGAAGCUUCAAAGCAAGAAGUGAGGCCAGGGCUUGAUGGGGGCAGAAGUUAUGCCAGGUUCUUCCUACAAAGAAUAUCUGAUCCAGGGCAUGUCAAUCUUUCUAGUGACACCAGUUCAGCCACUUCAUAUUAUCCAAAUGUACAGAAGGUUUUGAUUGGCUGCUCUUACGUGUUUCAUUUUAUUUAAUAAAUCCUUUGAUUUUUG
Molecule: messenger RNA, 6578 nt
Organism: Xenopus laevis (African clawed frog)
Lineage: Eukaryota; Metazoa; Chordata; Amphibia; Anura; Pipidae
Gene: znf605.L
Product: zinc finger protein 605 L homeolog
Exons: 2
Coding region: 226-6396 (2056 amino acids)
Biological process (GO): regulation of DNA-templated transcription
Molecular function (GO): DNA-binding transcription factor activity, RNA polymerase II-specific; RNA polymerase II cis-regulatory region sequence-specific DNA binding
Source: RefSeq, a predicted model, not a curated record